Nothobranchius furzeri (turquoise killifish) is the source of this 639-nucleotide messenger RNA. Its product is annotated as histone H2B 1/2. Gene Ontology annotation, molecular function: structural constituent of chromatin; protein heterodimerization activity; DNA binding. The record is from RefSeq and is a predicted model, not a curated record. Lineage: Eukaryota; Metazoa; Chordata; Actinopteri; Cyprinodontiformes; Nothobranchiidae. Gene Ontology annotation, cellular component: nucleosome.
CAGCGUUACUGUCGUUUGAUUUUGCAAUCGUAAAAUGCCUGAACCUGCCAAGUCUGCGCCCAAGAAGGGCUCCAAGAAAGCGGUGACCAAAACCGCUGGCAAGGGAGGAAAGAAGAGGAAGAGGACCAGGAAGGAGAGCUAUGCCAUAUACGUGUACAAGGUCCUGAAGCAGGUCCACCCCGACACCGGCAUCUCGUCCAAGGCCAUGAGCAUCAUGAACUCGUUCGUUAACGACAUCUUUGAACGCAUCGCUUCUGAGGCUUCUCGUCUGGCGCACUACAACAAGCGCUCCACCAUCACCUCCCGGGAGAUUCAGACCGCUGUCCGCCUUCUGCUGCCCGGUGAGCUGGCUAAGCACGCAGUUUCUGAGGGCACCAAGGCUGUUACCAAGUACACCAGCUCCAAGUAAACUCCUGGUUAACGUCACGAACCCAAAGGCUCUUUUAAGAGCCACCCACAUUUUCUAAUGAGAAAUAAUCCUAGUAUCAAAUGCCAACCCUAACCCUGUUAAUUCAAGUUUGACGUGAAGUGAAAGGAAAAGUGUCCUCAGUACUUUGUCAAGCGGUUAUUAAGUGAUUGUCACUGAAAAUCCUGAAGCUGUGUUUGAAAACCAACUAGUUCCUGUGUCAGUGCAAUAUG